Cyclopterus lumpus (lumpfish) is the source of this 1952-nucleotide messenger RNA. RefSeq names its product bone morphogenetic protein 7b (gene bmp7b). Gene Ontology annotation, molecular function: growth factor activity; cytokine activity. NCBI's taxonomy places the organism in Eukaryota, Metazoa, Chordata, Actinopteri, Perciformes, Cyclopteridae. Bases 351 to 1622 code for a protein of 423 amino acids. Gene Ontology annotation, biological process: SMAD protein signal transduction. The record is from RefSeq and is a predicted model, not a curated record. The transcript is spliced from 7 exons. Gene Ontology annotation, cellular component: extracellular region.
AGAACUUGUCCUUGUCUCUCCUGGUGAAACGCGUCUGCCCACAUCCUCCCCUCUGCAGUUGCACGCUGCACUCCGGGUUGGUAGCUGUUGGCCGCGGGCUGCGGAUGAGGACAGAGGUCCGCGCGAGCACAUUUCUGGCCAGAAAAAACCCGAUCAAACAAAAAAAAAGGGGGACUUUUUGAAGUGAAGUUGAUGUUUCAUUUGGGAGGCACUGCCCUCAACAUGAGGGUCCGUACCUGACGUCGGAUAUUGAACACAAGGCUGCCCGUUGCUACAAGUUCAAUAUCCUUUUUUUUCCUCUUUUUUCGGCGAACAGAUAACUGAGCGCAAUUACGCACGGGCGAAGUACCAUGGCACCGAUUUUGGACCGACGCGCCCCGGCUCUGCUCUUGGUUUGGAGCUACUGCGUACUGGCGGACACCGCGUUCGCGAACUUCACGCUGGAUAACGAGUUCCGCUCCAGUUUCAUCCACCGUCGGCUGAAGAGCCAGGAGCGCAAAGAGAUGCAGCGCGAGAUCCUGUCGAUCCUGGGGCUGCCGCACCGGCCGCACCCCCCCCUCCUCGGGAAGCACAACGCCGCCCCGAUGUUCAUGUUGGACUUGUACAACGCCAUGUCCACGGAGGGGGACGAGGACAGAUACUCCUACCCCUACAAGCCCGUCUUCACCAACCAGGGGCCCCCGAUAGCCAGCGUGCAAGGCAACAACUUCUUGAACGACGCAGACAUGGUCAUGAGCUUUGUCUUGGUGGAGCCCGAAAAGGACUUCCUGCCGGUGCGGCGACAUCACAGAGAGUUCAGAUUCAACCUAUCGCGGAUCCCGGAGGGCGAGGCGGUCACCGCCGCCGAGUUUCGCAUAUAUAAAGACGAACGCUUCGACAACGAGACCUUCCGCAUCAGCAUCUACCAGGUGUUGGAGGAACACACUCACAGGGAAUCCGACCUCUUCCUGCUGGACUCUCGGGUGAUCUGGGCAGCAGAGGAGGGCUGGUUGGUGUUCGACGUGACGGCCACCAGUAACCACUUGGUCCUGAACCCAGGCAGGAACCUGGGUCUACAGCUCACCCUGGAUAGCACGCAUGGAGAGAUCCUCAAUCCCCGCGUGGCGGGGCUGAUCGGUCGCAACGGGCCUCAGAAUAAACAGCCCUUCAUGGUGGCCUUCUUUAAAGCCACCGAGGUGCACCUGCGAAGCAUCCGCUCGGCGCAAGGGGGUUCCAAGCAGCGCAACCCCAACCGCUCCAAAGGGAACAAGAACCAAGAGGCACUGAGGGUGGCCAAUGUCGCAGAAAACAGCAGCACGGACCAGAAGCAGGCCUGCAAGAAGCACGAGCUCUACGUCAGCUUCAGAGACUUGGGGUGGCAGGACUGGAUCAUCGCUCCUGAAGGUUACGCGGCGUACUACUGCGAGGGAGAGUGUGCCUUCCCGCUGAACUCCUACAUGAACGCCACAAACCACGCCAUUGUGCAAACCCUAGUUCAUUUUAUUAACCCGGAGACGGUUCCGAAGCCCUGCUGUGCGCCCACACAGCUCCACGCCAUCUCGGUGCUCUACUUCGACGACAGCUCCAACGUCAUCCUCAAGAAAUACCGCAACAUGGUGGUCAGAGCAUGUGGCUGCCACUAGACUGACACACACACACACACACACACACACACACACACACACACACACAGCCUGCUGUGUGGGAGAGACUCUCGGUACAUGUUUACGGUUGUCCUGAAGUAAACACGAUGUCUGAUGUGUGGCUGAACAGGGAUUUCAAAUCAUUUUUAAACUCCUCACCACAAGUGCACACGCACACGCACACACACGCACACACACACACACGCACACACAUACUCACGUUUGUGCUUUCUACUGUGUAUACAAGACAUUAAAAGCAGUGAUUGUACUGUAUAUUCAUUCACAGUCAACAAUCUUUUGUUUAUUUCAAUAAUUGUUAUUUUAGUUGAU